UACAUCAAUGAAGGCCUGUAUCAUUACACUUCCCAGUGGGAAGCGUACAUGUCCUGAUGUCUCCUCGAAAAGGCUGUCUUUACUGAUCUUAUCAUUUCUUCUCCUCAGCACCCUUUUUUCUGUUUGUACAACUAUUCAUUUUCUCCAUGGAGGCUGGAUAUGGAGUUGGUUUACAGGAGGAGUUCAUUGCCUUCGAGCAGGGCAUUUGGGUUGGUGAACCAUGUGAUAUGUUUUCUGGAGAUUGGGUUCCUCAAGUCGAGGCUCCUUACUACACGAAUGAAACUAAAUGUCAGAUCGAUGAUCGACAAAACUGCAUCAAGUUCGGACGACCAGAUACCGAAUUCAUGAAAUGGAGGUGGAAGCCAAGUCAAUGCGAGCUACCCCCGUUUAAUGCAACUCUCUUUUUGGAGCUUGUAAGAGGAAAGUCGCUGGCCUUUAUCGGUGAUUCACUAGCAAGAAAUCAAAUGCAGUCAUUGGUUUGCCUCUUAGCAAGUGCAGCUGAUCCUGUGGAUAACUCAUAUACAGCAGACCCAAGAUUUAGGCAGUGGUUUUAUGCAGAAUAUAAUUUCACGCUAGCCAUUUUCUGGUCCGUUCACUUGGUGAAAUCCGAAGAUGCCGACACCAAUAUCUACCCCGUCACGAGUCAAACCCUCUACUUGGACGAGGUUGAUGAGAUCUGGGCCAAUCACAUUGAAAAGUUCAAUUAUGUGAUCAUAUCAGCUGGACAGUGGUUCCUCCGGCCACUCGUGUACUACAGAAAGGGUAAGCUUAUAGGUUGUACGCCUGCAACAAAAGGAAAAUCACCGGCCUUAGGAACUACAUUUCUGAGGACAAUAUCUCCGCAACACUAUGAGAACGGAGGAUGGAAUACAGGUGGGACCUGCGUGAGAACAAGGCCGAUUGCAAAGGACGAAAUCAGGUUUGAGGAAUACUUCUUGAAACUUUACUCGACUCAAGUUGCGGAGCUGAUAGCCGCAGACGGGAAAGGGAAGAAGAGGGGCUUGAAGUUUCGGAUCCUAGACCCAACUGAUAUGAUGGCAGAGAGGGCAGAUGGUCACCCAAACCACUACAUGGCCCUGGUGCCAACUUCACAAAUGCUGAUUGCGUCCAUUGGUGCCUACCAGGGCCCAUUGACACCUGGAAUGAGAUCUUGCUUCAAGUGUUGCAGUCGGAAUAUAAUGCUACUAGCCUGA
Messenger RNA from Coffea arabica (coffee), 1193 nucleotides. The record is from RefSeq and is a predicted model, not a curated record. Lineage: Eukaryota; Viridiplantae; Streptophyta; Magnoliopsida; Gentianales; Rubiaceae.